Salvelinus sp. IW2-2015 is the source of this 1614-nucleotide messenger RNA. The record is from RefSeq and is a predicted model, not a curated record. NCBI's taxonomy places the organism in Eukaryota, Metazoa, Chordata, Actinopteri, Salmoniformes, Salmonidae.
AUGCGAGAGCGCGUCCUCGCCAGUCGCCCAAGUAUCAAGAUCAUCGACCGAUACAGAGGAAUAGCAAGAGAUGCAGAGGCUGCAGGUCCUGGGGUCAAGCAGGAGACAUCUGAAGGAGAGGAGAACCCACUGUACAGCAGAGACCUCCAAACUGGAGCAGUUGGAGCGCCUCCUGUAGCCACGGACAAACCCACCACCGCCCCAGUGCAGCCCAAGACCCGACGCAGCAUCWCGGAGGUCAGUGGAACGCUGAACACCGUCCUCAAGUCAGAGACAGACACAGAGACUUUAACUGUAACACAAAGGCUUUUACACACAGGAUCUGACCAAAUGUCAGACCCAGAGAGAAUGGGGCUGGGGAGACUGGGCUGUCCUCCUGCUCCCYCCUCAGAGUACAUACUUUAUGGAAGCCCGAGGACGGUUCAUUCCCAUCCGGACUCAGGUGACGCGUCAGAGACUGGUAAUGAUCCUUCUUGUUCUUAUAUUUCAGAGAUGGACCCUAGCAACAUGCCCUUMGGUUUAGAGGCACAGACUGAUCUGRCUAGACGGGACUGGAACCGGUGCAGUAGAAGUGUAUACUCUGAAGGGUGCCUAUAUGAGACAGGGGAGGGUAUGGCUGUAGAUGACGUGACUGUGAAAGUGGAGGGCGACAUUCCUCCCACAUGGAAUGCAGAUAGUCACCUAGGAGAUGGACACUCACAGGGCAGAGAUUUCUUAGAUUACAGGGAAAGCUUGGAGACCAAUCCAAAUGUCGCUGCCCACUACCCUUUACACARGCUCAGGGAUCGUGACCCAUUGUCCACGUCGAUGGGGCCUUCUGAUUCACAUGGCAGCGUCCUUUUCGAUCAGGUAUUGAACUCAAACGACAGYACUAGAGCCCAGGCUCAGAGAGGGGAAGCUACAUCAGGCAAUAGUAAAGAUAAACGGUUCCCCUGCAUGUUCUGUAACAAAGGCUUCAGCUGCCCCCAGAAGGUGGAGAUCCACCAGAGGGUCCACACAGGGGAGAAACCCUACAGCUGUGCCCAGUGUCARAUGCGCUURACCCAGGCUGGCAACCUGAAGAGGCACCAGAGGGUGCACACUGGGGAGAAACCCUACAGCUGUACCCAGUGCCACAUGUGCUUUGCCCAGACUGGUCACCUGAAGAUGCACCUGAAGGUCCACACGGGAGAGYGGCCGUUCACUUGUACGCACUGUGGGAAGAGGUUCUCAGAGAGAAGCUACCUCAGGAUACACCAGCAGAAAAAACACUCCACUUUGAUAGCUUCUGACGUUUAGAUCAAACCCUGGAUUUUCAGCAGAAAAGCUCCACUUGGAAUGACAAGAUUAACAGAUUUCGGUGUUGAAUAUUCCUGGGUAGAGUGUUGCAUCCAGACAUUGGCAUAUUUAAGCCUACAAAUCUGUUACAUAUUGUGUUUGUACUGUGUUGGCUAUAUGAUGUUCACAAAUGCCUAUUUCAUUACUUCCAUUCAACUACUUACUUUUUUCCCCAAGASACUUUUAAUGAGAAAAUGAAUGCAGUUUAUCAAGUUCAUGCCUAKGUUUUGUAUAUGUGUGGUUUUCAUAUGGUYUAUUUAACAGUUUUGUUUAAUAAACACAAAAUGGGACUUUUCA